GUUUUCCCCUCUCCAGAGUCACUGAGCGAUUUGCGUCACUUAGCACCACGGAUCUCAUCAAUCAUGUGGAAAGUGAAUGCCUAUUGCGCGCCAUGAGUUCGCUUUCGUCAACUCCCCAGCUCCAAUUGGAAGGCGGUUCCACAGCCUUAUCUGUGAUACAUCGAGAGCUUCAGGUAAAAAUACAUGAUCUUAGCACCACGCCUAGAGGUGACUACCAACUCGAAUCCAUCCAUCCUUCCAAGGACCUCAUUGAAGAUUUCAACUCCACCAUUUGGCCUAAUCUUGUCCCCGAUUACGAAGGACUGGUCAGUGAACUGGUGUUCUACUGCCGCGAUGAGCUCCUGAAGAGAGGUCUUAGGUGUAUGGUUCAUGGCAGAACCAAGACUGAUCAAUCUGUCAGAGACUCCCUGAAACGUCGAGGGCAGGGACGCCAGAAACCAUUCACCAAAUUGAGCGACAUUUUGUAUGAGAUGCACGAUCUCGCCGGUGUUAUGAUUGUGGUGCAGUCCGCAGCCGAUGUAGAUCGCGCCAAUGGAUUCGUCUCAGAGAGCUUUCGAGCGAUCAAGGAGCCAAGCCACUGGUCGCCCGAUCGUCCUGUGGGCCAAUAUUGGGACGCGCAUUUUGGAAGCUACGAGUCUCAUAACCAUCAUGUAUCAUUGAAAGGAGAUUCCGAGGAUUCAAAUCCUAUUUUCGAAGUCCAGGUCACCACCUUCAAAGACUUCAUCUACAAUCAAUAUGCCCAUCCUUGGUUCUACAAAGGACGCAAUGGAUCUCUCACCGACAAAGACGAGAUAGUCAUGGAUAUGAUUCAUGGUGCCAGCUAUUUGAUUGAGAUGGGCGGGGAGUACUUUUUAAUCAGAGAAAAGGAAAACCGCAACUCGAUCGAAGUUGAACACGAUCUAUUCCAGACCAAGCCUCGGGCAAACGGGCCAAGGAAUUCACACAACACCCACCUGAAAUCAUACAACACUCGUGCAAAAAAGAUUGCAAUGACCACGACGCACGACAUCCUUACAGCCUUUCAGUACGAUAACAAACUGGUCAUUGACGACUGUAACAAAAUCCUGAAGAUGCUUGGGCGAGCCACGCAACGUAUUACAGACGACGAGAUUGAUGAGGAGCGGGUGCUCGCUAUUCAGUCUCAUCACCGACUAAGGGCCUGGUUUUCCAUUGACCAACCCUCAAUGCUUCUCCUGGAUGGACAUGGCAGCCAAGGACCGAAGUCUGAAGCCUCCUUGGUCAGCGCCAAGAUCGCGAGCGCCCUUCUCAAACUUCACAGAUAUCAAGACAAGAAACGCAUGUCUCCAAUUAUAGUGCCUUUGGCUUUCUUCUGCGGACAGCACAGAAAUUUCGAAAGAGACCCAAAUGCCAGUGCAACGGAGCUUGCCCUGAGUCUGCUUCUACAGCUAGUAGAUCGCGGAAGAGACUUUAUUGCACACGAAUCACUCCAGCGAAUUCUAGAAGUGGUAGAGCCGACAGAAUUCCGUACUGUCUGUACAUCACUCUGCGACCUGAUUACCGAGCUCCCUAGGGAAAUGUACGUGGUCAUCAUCAUUGAUGGUCUAAAGUUCUUUUCUCAGCCUCUUGAGCGACAAGAAGACACCGAUGAGCUUAUCAUCAGCUUGAUCUCGGUAUUCAGACAGGGACCGCCUGCGACCCUGAAGCUUUUGCUUACGAGUCCAUCGCGAGUUAGCUUGUUCGAGGGUCUCUUUCAAGAGGACGAGAUUCUUCGACUUAGCAAAGACUUGCCAACAGGUGCUGUAGCGAACGACUUGACUUGGAGAAGGCCUCUUGAGCUGAGAUAAGAAAAUUUAAGGAUGAGAACAAGAGCAGGAAAAUUAAGUACAACGGACAAGCUUGAACCACUAACCAUGAGCUGAGGAGGGACCUAAUGUUGAUUUGAGGAAUGAAAGCACGAUGCAUAACCGACUGAUGGGCACUUUAGCGACACCAAGUAGAUAAUGUCCGAGCAUGUCUAACACGAAAUCAUUAUGCCGUUCAGCUACAAGUCUUUGCAAUUGAGCAUAUACUGGCAUAUUAACCAGACAAUAGAACAUAGCCAUCAUGGGUCUUAAAUAGGAUCAUCAUGGCGAGCUCGUCUCGAAUGUACGUAUAAGCUAAGAAGUUCUUGUUGGAAUUAGAGGGCUCACCAUCUAACAACGAAU
This is a messenger RNA of Ilyonectria robusta, 2165 nucleotides long. RefSeq lists its product as uncharacterized. Lineage: Eukaryota; Fungi; Ascomycota; Sordariomycetes; Hypocreales; Nectriaceae. Bases 93 to 1805 code for a protein of 570 amino acids. Gene Ontology annotation, biological process: guanosine tetraphosphate metabolic process. The record is from RefSeq and is a predicted model, not a curated record. The transcript has a single exon.